This is a messenger RNA of Plenodomus lingam JN3, 450 nucleotides long. RefSeq lists its product as uncharacterized. The record is from RefSeq and is a predicted model, not a curated record. Lineage: Eukaryota; Fungi; Ascomycota; Dothideomycetes; Pleosporales; Leptosphaeriaceae.
AUGACCGCAGAUCUCUACACACCAGACCCGUCGCAUCCUGAGCCUGUCUGCUACUUCAGUAUCCCUCCUGCCGUCCACUUCUCGCUGGAAACACCUCUGGCCACGCCGACGUCUGACUACCAAUCCUACACACCCUCGGACCCUUGCAACCCUCUGCUGGCCUUUCGACCCUCCCCCUUCUCGUACAUGUCGAGCCCUCCGGACGCCUCGCGUCUCCUGCAACUCCAGACCCAGGCUGCCCACCGUCCCUCGGCCGAGCCACUGCAGCAACGAGCCUCCAGCACCUCGUCCACCAGUUCCAACUCGUCCAUCUCCAGCCACGGCAUGCUGUCCUGCCAGCCGUGCUGUUGCCGCUGCCGUCGCGAAGGCUAUGGCAACAUGUUCCAGAUUGGCACCAACCGUUACUAUUGCAGUCAUUGUGCCAAGAUGACGGGCUACAGCGCUGGCUGA